AUUCGUCUACUUUCUUCUAAUAGAAGAAAUAACUAUUAGAAGCUGAAGAUCACUGCUCUUAGAUCUGAUAUCUCACAGAACUUAUCUGAGCACUUUAACUAAACCAUCACCAAGAAAAUGACUUGCCAGACCUACAGCUUGUUUGCUCUGUCUGUCAUCAUGAUUUAUUUUGGACAUUUUGGAAACAGCUUAAUUCUUCCUCAGCUUCAAAAAGACAUAGACCAACUGAAAGAUGACUUUAACUCAAGUCAUUCAGAUGUAGCUGAAGGUGGACCAAUUUUUACAGGGAAACUGAAAAACUGGACAGAGAGAAAUGAAAAAAGGAUCAUCCUGAGCCAGAUUGUUCCCAUGUACUUGAAAAUGCUUGAAAACACUGACAAGUCAAAGGACCACGUCAGGCAUAUACGUGAGGAGCUCUAUACUCUUCAAGAGAGCCUUUCUGAUGGUUCAAGGAAGAUGAAAGACCUCAGGGACCUGGAAAAGCUUCAGAUGACUGACUUGAAAAUUCAACGCAAAGCUGUGAAUGAGCUAUUCAGCGUCCUACAGAAGCUGGCAGAGACUCCAGCUUCUCACAAAAGGAAAAGGAGCCAGUUUCAGAGGAGCUGCAGAUGCUGGUGACAUCGUGUGAUCUUUUGUCCUGAGUUGUUGUGCAA
Molecule: messenger RNA, 653 nt
Organism: Calypte anna (Anna's hummingbird)
Lineage: Eukaryota; Metazoa; Chordata; Aves; Apodiformes; Trochilidae
Gene: IFNG
Product: interferon gamma
Exons: 4
Coding region: 118-618 (166 amino acids)
Biological process (GO): immune response
Cellular component (GO): extracellular region
Molecular function (GO): type II interferon receptor binding
Source: RefSeq, a predicted model, not a curated record